AUGGUAGACGAGAUGAACAACAACGCGCCUAGCGACCCAUGCUCUACGGAGCCGCUAUCCCCUGAGCUCAGCUACCUGGUCGGAUGCCUCAAAAAUGGGAUUCCAUUUGAAGGUUGGAACUACGUACGGGAUUUUGAAGCGAACAACAAUACUCUGCAUAUAUCCAGCAGGUGCCGGGGCAGUGGCACUUUGAAGGAAUUUUUGGUACACGGCGACAUCGACGUAAGCAAGGAAAAGCUGGUCGAGUUAAUCCUUACGAUGAACCAACGUUCCGAGUGGGACGAGACCUAUGUCGAGCACAAAAUCAUUAGGCCGUCAGAGAAUGCCACGGAUAUAGUUUACACCGUAUCCAAGUACCCGUUUCCCCUCUCGAAACGCGUCUACACCAUCAAGCGGUCUCUCUACGGCUCCAUGGACGAUGUGGUUGUCUUAGCUACAAAGGUUAUACCAUACGACUAUCCUUUAAGCAGUAGGUGGAUCACCCGUGUCGAUGAUUUUGAGUCCAAUUUGAUUGUAAGCGACAUCAAGGACAAGCCCGACCAUUGCCGCAUGAUUGCCACAUUGUACGAGGACCCCAGGGUCAUCCUGCCGAACAUGUACCUGAAUCUCAUUAUAGAGAGUCUUGUUCCUCGUAUUUUAAACAAGAUGUUUGCGGCAGCCAAGCAAUAUGGCAGCGACAAGUCCACGGAAUUCUGCCGCCAAUUGUUCUGCGUACCGCUGGACUACAAAGGAGAAUCUCCAUCUGCAACCGAAGACAGCGCAUGA
Messenger RNA from Babesia ovata, 765 nucleotides. RefSeq names its product lipid-binding transfer protein. The record is from RefSeq and is a predicted model, not a curated record. Gene Ontology annotation, molecular function: lipid binding. Bases 1 to 765 code for a protein of 254 amino acids. The transcript has a single exon. Lineage: Eukaryota; Apicomplexa; Aconoidasida; Piroplasmida; Babesiidae.